AUGGCCCACGUGACCUCGCCGUUGGCCGAGCCAGCGACGCCCAUGGACGUCGUCUCGACUGCGCCACUGCCCUGCGCACUGCCACAACGCGAACAAGACGUGGCGAUGGAUACACGUAUACAACUGGGGACCACGCACGGGGUGCAGGAGACGCAGUCGAUGGAGACGCAGUCGACGGACGUUCAUUGGUCUGCGCCGAUCCAGGCACACGAGUGUAAAACCGACCAGACGGUGGCACAAGUGGCGGAUGGCAGUAGUCGGAUCACAGAUGACGAAAGUCGGGCGACUGAAGUAGCAGCAGCAAAAGCUGCCACUUUGGAUUGUGGCACUAGCCAUGUUUCAGAGGCGACCCAAACAACGUGGUAUUGUCCAAGCGGUUGCGCGAGUGUUGCAGCAACAGCAGCUGUACCGCUCCCUAUUGUGCCCGUCAGCGACGACACUGACCUGGAUGCACACGCGACCAGUUUGGAUGAAGAGGCGAAAGCGUCUGUAGCUCCUGAGACACCACGUGAAUACGCUCCAGUGAAUGAGCGGAUACGACUGCCGAGAGCUGCUGCUACUGCUGCGAUUGGUGGGAUGGCGCGCCAGGCCAAGCAGGAAGCACGUGCCUCUGUGCUCGAAGCGGAAGAGGGGAUGAACAUGGACGUGGACAUGGGCCACAACAGUAAAAAGCGGACGACCAGAGGAACGCGACCAGCUGCAAAGCGAUCUCGAGUUAGGGCCUCGAGGAAUACGUUGGAGAGGGGCAGUGUCCAGAAAGCUUCACCACGUGUCAGGAAGCGACGCCAGGUCUCUGCGUCCAGAGCGAGGCCAACUGAAUUGUCCCCGGUGAUUACUGAUCUCCCUCCACUGCCAUUUACGAGCACAAGUGUGAGCAAGAACAAGACAAAGGCGAUGGACUUGAUAACGACAGGAGUGGAGAAUGACAGCGAUGGUGUGGAUGGUAAUGAUGGCGAUCGGUGCUGCGAGUUUUGCAACAAGGAGGCAAACGUCUGUGUGCUGAUGCAUUGUCGCGCCUGUCGUCGCGUGUACCACGCGCAGUGUUUUGUCCAUGCGUUCAAACCCUAUGUUGAUGAACAAUUGCCCAUCUGGGACCAGAUAAAACGCCUGCAGCUGGAAGCGCCAGAGCGUCGUGGUGAUAUUUUCUGCUGUGCGUCGUGCAAAGCUGCGUUUUCGGAUUUCUACGCGAGUGGUGGGUACUUGUGGGACUGUGAUUGUGUGACGUGUUCUCAGCCUGAAAAAGCGCUUCUUUACCGCCAACGAAAGCUGGUGCAAAUGAUGAACGGAAUGGACCUAGAGAGGCGACGUAAACGAGAGCGAAACGGUAGAAAGAAGACUGGGACUUCCAGUGCUAGUGAGAAACCGCCAGGUCUGUCAAAGUCGGGAUCGUCAAAUUUGACACCACGCAGUCGGAAACGAGGGAGCAGUGCCGUGGCUGAUGACCCGAUCGUUUGUUCGCCAAACUCAAGGCAAUCAACGUCAGCAACGCAAGAUGCGUCGCUUGGGGGCGAUGUUUUGAUGAACAUGCAGCCUGUUGGCGAGCUGAAGCAGUCUGAACUUUCAGGAGAUGAUCUCAUCGAUGCUGUGGAUGUGCUGCAAAGUGAAAAAAAUGGUGGCUGGUGCUUUCCGGUUGUGUGCUCACGGACAUUGAGCUCUCGAGAAUCUGGUAUAACAAAAACGGGCAAGUGCACGUGGUCCCCGCAAGAGCAGUCAACAAUUCAUUGCAACUGCUGUGACAAGGCGUACAUACUUCAUGACUUUGUAAGCCACACGGACAACAGUUUGAUCACCUUCGCACAUGCAAGUAAAAGUCCAAUGUCGUUUUUGUUUGUUGAGCACCGUGACGGCACUGAGUACAGUUUGCUUGGGGAUUUCCAGCCGGCCCUCCGAAGCUGGCAUGAUCGGCAAAGUAUGGAGAUCCCAAUCGUUGAGUCGUGCCAUAGUAAUGAUACGAAGCAGGAGGCGCCUGUCGCUGCCGAGACGCCUGCAAUACCUGUGACAAACUCCGUUACCAUUACGGAUGUGCCUCAAACCUCUGUGUCUAGGAUCCAAGCGCUCGCAUUGUUCAAGCGUCCAAAACUCGAAGGCUGUGAGCCUAUAUCCAUAGCGUGCUCGGUCUAUCCAGCAACUUUGAACUAUGUGGCCCAGGUCGUGUGUUUGUCACCAAAGUAUGUGAUGAACAUGCAAAAUGGUGCUCUUGCUGAUCGUGUUGUGCGGUCUAGAACGCCAGCACCUGAAGACUCGUUUCCACGGAAAGCAGGCUGGCUGGCAUUCAGUCGCAAUCCGGUGUCGGCUCGCCAGAUCGUUUGUUUUUGCUGCAAGCAUGACUUCAGUUUCGAUGAGUUUGUGGGACACGCUGGCAUUUCGCUUACGGAGCUUCAGAAAAAACCGAGCCAGCUGUUGUAUGUCGUGGAAAGACAAGACAAGUCGGCAUUGGUGCCAUUCAACACCUUUUUGUCGGACCUGGACUAUGUCACGAUAAAUGGUGUGGAUUCGUUUCUGGAUGAGUUGCAACCACCGCCUUCGUCUCCGUUUCCAAUAUAA
Messenger RNA from Hyaloperonospora brassicae, 2544 nucleotides. Lineage: Eukaryota; Oomycota; Peronosporomycetes; Peronosporales; Peronosporaceae. The record is from the annotation of a GenBank genome assembly.